Bipolaris sorokiniana ND90Pr is the source of this 786-nucleotide messenger RNA. RefSeq lists its product as uncharacterized. Bases 1 to 786 code for a protein of 261 amino acids. Lineage: Eukaryota; Fungi; Ascomycota; Dothideomycetes; Pleosporales; Pleosporaceae. The transcript has 3 exons. The record is from RefSeq and is a predicted model, not a curated record.
AUGACUGUUGAAAUUGAGCAGCUGAAGGCUAUGGUAGAGAAGAUGCAGUCGCAGGUGACGCGGCUGAGUGAGGACGUUCGCAAACUUCAGUACACAUACGGCUACUAUCUCGACAAAUGUCUCUACAAAGAGGUUACCGAUCUCUUCUCCGACCACCCAGAUACCUGUGUUGAAUUUCUUGGAGGCCGCUAUGAUGGCAAAGCGGGCGUCAGGCGCCUCUACGUUGGCCGCUUCGCCAAAAUAUUUGUAGCUGGACGAAACGGACCCGUUCACGGCUUCUUACUCGAUCACCCUCAAAUGCAGGGCAUAGUCGACGUCAAUGCAGAAGGCACUCGCGCAAAGGGUCGCUUCCGCAGCAUGAUGUCCGCCGGCACACACGAAAGCAUCAAGGACACACACCCUCGCGGCCUGGUACAAUGGUGGGAAAGCGGCGUGUACGAGAACGAGUACAUCAAAGAAAACGGCGUUUGGAAGAUUUUCAGACUCAAGUAUUUUCCCUUUUGGCAUGCGCCCUUUGACAAAGGUUGGUCCUACACCAAACCGAAUCACGUGCCAUUCCCGAAAACAACCUUCCCGGAGGAUCCCCUCGGACCAGAUGUUUUGUGUGAAAAUCCAAUGCUCUGGCCGGAUACCCGCGUUGUGCCGUUCCACUACACUCAUCCCGUCACUGGUGAGCAGGUUGCAGACGACGAUUUGAGAGCGCCCCAUUACGGGAAGGACCCGUCGACAAGUACCCCCCCGUUAGUGUUAAGUAAACCUCGGUCGGAAGUGAACGGUGCACCGUAG